This is a messenger RNA of Colletotrichum graminicola M1.001, 1464 nucleotides long. RefSeq lists its product as uncharacterized. The coding region runs from base 1 to 1464 and encodes 487 amino acids. The record is from RefSeq and is a predicted model, not a curated record. The transcript is spliced from 3 exons. Lineage: Eukaryota; Fungi; Ascomycota; Sordariomycetes; Glomerellales; Glomerellaceae.
AUGGAGACCAUCAGCUUCUCCGCUACCUCGUCCAAGGGUAAGGGAGUUAUGGUGGGCUUCUGUCUGCUAGUCGAGGUCUUCCUUCGUGGCGUCACUGGUGCCCGCUCUCAACCCGACAGCAAAAAGGUCUUUCCCUUUGAACACAACUGGGACCCCGCCAAUCCUCCCCUCUGGUCCAUCCGUUCCGAGGAUCACGAACUCUUCACCGUCGGCAGGUCCUCCCCUGUCCAGAUCCGUGACACCGACGCCAAGACUGCUGGUUUCACGUCUCUCAAGCACACCUGGGACCCCCAUAACCCUCCUCUUUGGACUGUCCGCCCUGAAGAUCGCCAAAAAGUCCCUGGGCAGCACUAUAGUCAAAUGGCCGAGGCUUCCAAGAGUUCCGAAGAAACCGAUCCUUGUGCGAACAAAGACAAACCUGCGACGCUCUACAAAACUUACGAAAACAACGAGUGCCCUCCCAAGCACAAAUUUCUACCACUCGAGAAGGGAAUGGGGUUUGCUGACACCUGCGAGGGGUGGAACACAGAGGAUUUCCGCAAACACGACUGUAUCACGUUUUGCCAGACUUCCACCAGGUUUGAGUGGGCGCAGGAGGUGCCCUUCCCUCAUUCUGAGUGCCACUUCCCAAUCUCGUGCGGCUUGUCUGAGGGCGACUCAGUUAAAUCAGGUUGGAAUAUGGGUGGGAACGUAAAGGUCCAGUUCAUAAAGGCACUGAAGAUUGGCGUCACUGGCGGUUAUUCUUCUGACUGGUCCGAAUCUGAGGGUAGGAAGUUCGACGUUAAUCUCACUGAGGGUCAGUGUGGCUACUUCACCUUUGUUCCUGUGAAGAGAAUCGUCUGUGGUGGCAUAACCGAGCCGGACUACCCUCCAAGAUGGUAUGAUUUUGGUUUGUGCAAGGCGGGCCCCAAAAAUACCCACCUUUGCGUCGACAAGCUUUGGACAAUCAAAAGCCAAAGAAUAAAAGAUCCUAAUCAUGAGAUUCCCGACGGUACCAUCAUCUUUGUCUAUACCGACUGCUUCAGCCGGCGGCCGCUGCCCAUGAACAAGCAGGACCCUGUCUACCACGCCCCUGGUGUUGCCCUACACCACGACGUCCUCGACGGAAUUAGACAGAGCUGGGUUUGGAACACCUGUUACAUGUGGAAUAUGGGAGCCGAGGGCAAGCUGUCUCUCUACAUCCAUGGCUCGGGUUUCAAGGACUCCAUGGUUGGUCCGGAGGGCAAAAAGCUCAUCGAGAGAGUAAACCAUUGUGCCAGAUCCGUCGAUGGGGUCAUAUCAGGCGCUGAGUUCAAUUGGUACUACAGCGUCUACCCGGGUGAGGAUCCCAAGAUAACGGGAGCCAUGUGGGUGUUCAUGGCGGACGUUCCGAGUAACAUCAGACCCGGCUGCCUCGGCGAUGCCAUGAUAGAGCUCGGUGGAAUUACCAAGGACAAGUGCAUCGGAGACAAAUUCGAGGGCUGA